AUGGGCUCAACGUAUUUACCAAAGCACCUAAAACGCCUGAUCAACACAGACUGGUAUCAAAUGAAGAAAAAAACAAGGAACAAUGCGAGAACAGGAUAUUUGUUCCAAUAUCUCACCUACAGUUCUGUAAUAAAAAGCAUAAAGGAGGAAGGGAUAGUAGUUCAGAGAAGUCAGAGAAAUAGCCCAAGUGCUGAAUUGACUGUUACUGGCUGGGAGAUUUCCCGAAGAGCCAUUAAGGCCUGGUUGCUCCUGGUCACUUCGUUUCUUCUCUGGCCAGGCUGCUCUUCUCAAAAUGAAUGUGAAGAACCAGAUGAGAUUGACUUUGGGGAGAUUGUGAGCUCUGAGAAAGCCAAGUACCUGGAAAACGACCAAGUGCAAUACAGGUGCGACCCUUCCUACGUCUUGGAAGGACCUGAAUGGAUUCAGUGUAAUGGACAAGAAUGGACCCCUCGCCCACCAAAGUGCUUGGCACCCUGCAGUAUCUCAAGGCGACGGCUAGCAGCGAAAAAAUUGUUUGUGUUUGGGAAUCAAAGAAAAGCUCGGCUUAUUCAAAGUAAUCAGAGCCUCCAAUUUCUGUGUGAUGAAGGAUAUGUGCUUGUGGCUCCAUCAGUCAGAAAGUGUGUUGACGGUUACAUGGAUUUCCCAUUAUGCAUCUCUGAAACAGGAAAAAACUGCGAGGAUCCACCCAGGAUUGAGAACGGAGACAUUAUUACUUUAUCUGCGAAGCAAUACAGAUCUGGCUCUUCAGUAGAAUUCAGAUGCCAAAAGGAUUACAUCAUGGAAGGCCAGAAGAGAUCUUUUUGUAAUGAUGGGGCCUGGACAGAAGCCCCCAAUUGCCUCCAAAAGGGCUGUGAUUAUGUCGAUAUAGAAAAUGGAAGAAUGGAAAAUCAUGAUGAACAAUUUCCAAAAAGGGAAGGAGAAACAUUUCGGUUUUAUUGUUAUAAUGGUUUUCUGCCUAAAAGCAAACGUCAAACCUUGCAAACAGUGACAUGCACCAAUUCCGGCUUUGAACCAGAACCGAAGUGUUUCAAAACAUGUGAUCCUCCUCUACGUUUUUAUCACGGCCACUUCAUUAAUCCUCACCGGAACAAGUACACAGAAGGUGACAGGAUUGCAUUUGUUUGUGAUAAGGGAUAUUCUCCUGCAAACCAGCCAUCAACAUCCACUUGCACUCAGAAUGGCUGGUCACCUGCUCCAAGUUGUGCCUUGCCAGAGGGAGGAUGUGGACAUCCACCUGCUGUGGACAAUGGAGACAUUGUGGAGACACUCAAGGAAAUCUACGUCCAGUCUGAAAGUGUAACUUAUCAGUGCAAAAAUCUCUACAGAAUGGAAGGAUCUGCAAGAGUGACUUGUCAAAAUGGCCAUUGGUCACAAACACCAGCAUGUAGAGAUAUUGAAGGAAAAUGUGGACGCCCACCUCCUGUGGAGAAUGGAGACGCUGUGAACACACCCAAGCGAAUCUAUUUACAGUCUGAAAGUGUAACUUAUCAGUGCCAAAAUUUCUACACAAUGCAAGGUUCUCCAAGAGUGACUUGUCAAAAUGGCUGUUGGUCACAAACACCAACAUGUAGAAUUGCUUGUACAGCAAGUGAAGAAGAUAUGAGACAACGUAAUAUAAGGCUGAGGUGGUCCAAUAGGGAUACACUAUAUUCUACGGAUGGAAAUGUAGUGGAAUUUGUAUGUUUAAGAGGCUAUAGACCACAUCCAUCUUCUGGACCGUUCAGAAUUUAUUGUGUGGAAGGGAAAUUUGACUAUCCGUAUUGCACUCGAUUCUGACUAAAGGAACAACAGAACAUGUACACCAUUCUUUGAGCCAGAAGAUGAAUGUCAGAAAUCAUUUAUCCUUCUCCUGAAAGAUGACCACAUUAAACUGUAUUGUCUAUAGCUACCAACAAUGUAUCUGAAGAUAAAAG
Messenger RNA from Thamnophis sirtalis, 1913 nucleotides. The record is from RefSeq and is a predicted model, not a curated record. NCBI's taxonomy places the organism in Eukaryota, Metazoa, Chordata, Lepidosauria, Squamata, Natricidae.